Messenger RNA from Ornithodoros turicata, 1434 nucleotides. RefSeq names its product slit homolog 1 protein-like. Bases 231 to 1310 code for a protein of 359 amino acids. Gene Ontology annotation, molecular function: protein binding. The record is from RefSeq and is a predicted model, not a curated record. The transcript has 6 exons. NCBI's taxonomy places the organism in Eukaryota, Metazoa, Arthropoda, Arachnida, Ixodida, Argasidae.
CGGCGAACAAGCGUACCAGAAGACCAAAAGAUAUUCCGCUGAGCUUUGCAGGUGGAUACUUGAGCGUACUUUGGUUCCGUUGUACUCCAAGCUUGCGCGGACGUUUGCAACAUGGGAAUGCAACUACGUCCUACGUAACUCGCACGGAUAUCUCUUGUCUGUACCUCGAUAAGGUUGCUAGGAGGAGCGGUCGACUUAAAAACACGGUAUCGUAGGACGGCUUCUGUGGCAUGCUGCGGUUCAAAGGGAACCGGCUGUAUGUGGCAUUCGUGUACGUAUCAGCAGCAUGCCUCUCGCUCUGCCAAACCCAGUGUCCCGAUGUCCUGGAUCCGACGGAGACUUGCAAGUGUUCGUUACAGAACAGGACUCCCACCAGCCUAUCCAAAGACCAAGUGUGGAUCACCUGUCUUAACCUGACCGAACUUCCCCAUCUGACCCAUGUACUAACAGCGAUGAAAAAUCGCGAAGUCCACAAGUUCCAACUCGGCACUUCACAUGUAGGUUAUCUACCGAACACACUUUUCCGAGGUAUUCGAGUGCACGAGGUACAAGUAUGGGACACUCCCCUGACAUCUUUCGUGCAAGGUGACGCUGACGCUUUCCUCGGCCUAGAAGGGAAGCUUCGAUGGCUCACACUGAGACGAUGCAAGCUGCACAGCGACAUGCCCUUCCAAAGAAUGGCCAACCUGACAUCCCUAGAGAGCUUGGAUCUCUCUUUCAACCGACUGACGACGGUGAAGGAGUCGUGGUUCCGAUAUUUCCCCAGCAGCCUCGCGUCUCUCAGCCUCAAGGGGAACGCCAUCAACAAGAUGGACCCAAAGGCCUUCGCGGGUCUGCUCAGGCUCUUCCUACUGGAUCUCUCAGAAAAUAAUAUAAAGACCAUGCAACGAUCCAUGCUUCCAGACCAGCUUUUUAUACUGAACCUCAAUGACAACAGGCUGAGCAGUUUACCGGAAGGAAUUUUUGGCGGCAUGACGAAUCUUCGACGGGUGUACCUCAAUGGAAAUCGCUUUACUACCCUGGACUACGGUGUCUGGGCUGCUGUCUGGAGCAACCCCAAGCUUGGCAUCGAAGUUAGAGGAAAUCCGAUUAACUGUGACUGCAAUGUCCAGUGGAUGGUGAAGUUACACCACUUCGCUACUCGCUGUUCAUUCUUAGACUGCCAGCAGUACAUCCUGGUGGAUGGAAUGUGCAACUCUCCACCUAGUGUUGCUGGUCACCCCUUGGUCAAUCUGACAUGCGAUAAGCUACCAUGCGACGAACCUUGUGAAGAAUCAAAUGAGAUUCCCAUAUUAGCUAACUACAGAUAAGAGAAGAUCGCCGCCAAGGUGAAGAUGGAACUCAGUACGACCAGUAAACGACUGCGUUUACUAGUACCACUAAGUAUGUCAUAAAAUGCCAGGCACUUCGUGCUCAAAAAAAAAAAAAGAAAAA